AUGGAGCUUGUCCUUACGGCAGGCGAUGCACCUGGGACCAGCAGUCCUUUUCCACCUAAUUACUCGGCCGGGCCAUUGACAUGGACCACACCACUCUUCUUAACACCUACUGCAUUACUCGUUGGCAUUAUACUAUUUGGACUCGGUCGAUAUCUGUUGAUUACACGUGGCUAUCCAUGGAUUGAUGCUGAUGCUCCUGGAGCAACUCGUCGUCAUUUAUCACCACUUUCUCGCUUGGUUGUGGCAGUUUCCAUUACGAUUGUCUUGACAUUUCUCGCUGAAGCUAUUGUAUUCGCAACACGUGCAUUCCUUGAGCAUCAUUGGACAUCGACCGUACUCGUAUAUUACAUUGGCGUCUCAUGGCUCGCUUGGAUGAUUGGAUUAAUGUGCGUGGCCGACGAGACUCACAAAUUCGGUGCAUGGAGCUGGGUUCAGUACAUGUUCUGGAUAAUAGCUGGAUUGGGUGAAACCAUGGUAGGCUGGUUAUGGCUUGUGGGCUUGCUUCGUCCAAGACCAGGCACAGUGUUUACUGUUUACGACUAUGUAUUCUUUGCGGUGUUUGCUACGCGUUAUGUCCUUGAAUUAGGCACGCUGUUGCUAUGCAUCAUUCAAAUGUUUAUGAUUCGUGCUUCCGAGGAAUCCACUCCACUACUCGCCAAUGGUACAAACAACGCCACCACAUAUGGUACAUCCACUAGCAACCAACAACAACAACAACAACAACCAAACGCUUCCAAGGAUAAGAGCGCAUUCUCCAAUUUCUUUGCAAAGAUGCGGCGACUUCUCCCUUACAUUUGGCCGCAUAAAUCUCGAUGGUUGCAGUUUUUGGUCCUCGUUUGCUUCUCGCUCAUGUUACUCGGUCUCGGUGUCAAUGCAUUGACCCCAUUACAAAUUGGAAGAGUCGUUGAUGGCUUGGGUGAAGGAAAAGGUACAUUUGCAUGGGCUGCUGUACUUGCAUAUGUCGGCUUGAAAUUCCUACAGGGUGGAUCCGGUCUUAUUCAAUCCAUGCAAAAUUGGCUCUGGAUCCCCAUCGGUCAAUACACCACACGUGAAAUUUCAGUGCGCAUGUUCAGCCAUCUUCACAGCCUAUCACUCCAAUUCCAUAUCAACCGCAAAACAGGCGAGGUGCUUCGUGUCAUGGAUCGUGGAACAAGCAGCAUCGUCCAAUUACUAUCACAAAUCCUCUUUCAGGUGCUUCCUGCCCUUGCCAACAUUGGUGUCGCUGUCGUGUUAUUCUGGUUCUAUUUUGCACCAGCAUUUGGUAUCAUUGUCUUUGUUACCAUGUCCAUGUAUCUCUUUGUCACCAUCUCCCUCACUGAAUGGCGCACAAAGUAUCGCCGUACCAUGAUUGAAUUGGACAACCAAGCACGUACCAAAGCCGUCGACUCGCUUUUGAACUUUGAGACUGUCAAAUACUAUGGUGCAGAAUCAUUUGAAAUCAAUCGCUAUGACAAGGCUAUCGUCGAGUAUCAGAAGGCUGAUUGGAUGAGCUCAUCUUCCCUCAACGUGCUCAACUUGGCUCAAAAUGCUGUCAUCACAAGCGGUCUUUUGGCAGGAUGCUUGCUGUUUGCAUGGGAAGUUUCGGAAGGCAACCUCUCAGCUGGUAACUUUGUGGCAUUCAACGUUUACAUGAUGCAAUUGUACACUCCUCUUCACUUCUUUGGUACCUAUUAUCGUAUGAUCCAACAAAACUUUAUCGAUAUGGAGAAGAUGUUGGCCCUAUUCGAGGAGAAGCAGACGGUUCAGGAUGUGCCAUAUGCAAAGGAAUUGACCGUCAAAGAGGGACAUGUCGUAUUUGAUAAUGUCACAUUUGGUUACGAUCCUCGUCAAACUGCUCUCAAUGGUAUUUCAUUUUCCAUUCCCAAGGGCGCCACUGUAGCACUGGUGGGUCCUUCUGGAGGAGGCAAAUCAACCAUCCUACGUCUUCUUUUCCGAUUCUACGAUCCCACCUCAGGUGCUAUCUACAUUGAUGGUCAGGAUAUCUCCAAGGUUGCCCAAGAGUCGCUUCGACGAAACAUUGGUGUCGUUCCUCAAGAUACCGUAUUGUUCAAUGAUACUAUCCUUUACAAUAUUGGCUAUGGUAACUUGGAUGCACCUGAAGAUGCUAUCUUUAGAGCUGCCAAAGCUGCCCAGAUCCAUGACAAGAUCCUUACAUUCCCUGAUGGAUAUGAUACCAAGGUUGGCGAACGUGGUCUUCGUUUAAGUGGUGGUGAAAAGCAACGAGUGGCUAUUGCACGUACCAUUCUUAAGGACCCACCAAUCAUUUUGCUGGAUGAAGCUACUAGUGCACUUGACACAUCGACUGAACGACACAUCCAACAAGCAUUGGCUACCAUGACAAAGGAUCGCACUACUUUAGUCAUCGCUCAUCGCUUAUCAACCAUUGUUAAUGCUGAUUUGAUCCUUGUGAUCAAGGAAGGUCGUGUUGUGGAAUCAGGUACCCAUGAAGAGUUGAUCAGACAAGGUGCUGCCAAUAAUGAAGGCGUAUACUAUGAAAUGUGGCAAAAGCAGCUGCAUGAAGAUUUGGAUGAAGCGGAGACCGUCAAUGCAAGCAAUAGCGACACCGACAAACAAAAGAUCCAGGAUGAAAACAAACCCAAGUCGGCACCACCACCGACCGUUGAUACCAGCGUAGCAAAGUCAUCUGAUCAAAAGCAAGUGGUUGAAUCACCUACUGAGAUGGAAGCUGAAGCACAAAACGCCGGCUCUUCUACCACCACACCCGAUUCUACACCAACACCCUCAGUCACAACUCCAUCCAACAACAGCAACAAGAAUAACAAAAAGAAGAAGAAAAAGAGCAAGAGAGGUUCCACUAAAUUCUAA
Messenger RNA from Lichtheimia ornata, 2826 nucleotides. RefSeq lists its product as uncharacterized. The coding region runs from base 1 to 2826 and encodes 941 amino acids. Gene Ontology annotation, biological process: transmembrane transport. Gene Ontology annotation, molecular function: ATP hydrolysis activity; ATP binding; ABC-type transporter activity. Gene Ontology annotation, cellular component: membrane. Lineage: Eukaryota; Fungi; Mucoromycota; Mucoromycetes; Mucorales; Lichtheimiaceae. The record is from RefSeq and is a predicted model, not a curated record. The transcript is spliced from 12 exons.